Propithecus coquereli (Coquerel's sifaka) is the source of this 1142-nucleotide messenger RNA. RefSeq names its product caseinolytic mitochondrial matrix peptidase proteolytic subunit (gene CLPP). NCBI's taxonomy places the organism in Eukaryota, Metazoa, Chordata, Mammalia, Primates, Indriidae. The transcript has 6 exons. Gene Ontology annotation, cellular component: endopeptidase Clp complex. Gene Ontology annotation, molecular function: serine-type endopeptidase activity; ATPase binding; ATP-dependent peptidase activity. Bases 121 to 954 code for a protein of 277 amino acids. The record is from RefSeq and is a predicted model, not a curated record. Gene Ontology annotation, biological process: protein quality control for misfolded or incompletely synthesized proteins.
CAGCGCCCGCCCAGCGCCCCGGAAGUAGGCGCCGCCGCGAGCGUGCUUUUCGCGUGCGCAAAGCACGCCGGGAGUUGUAGUUCCGCCAUCGGACGGAAGCCGAGACGGACGCGCGGCGGGAUGUGGCCCGGAAUAUUGGCGGAGGGGGCCCGGGUGGCGGCGGGCAGGUGCCCCGCGCUGGGGCCUCGUCUCCCCGCUCUCUUUCCCACGCUGCGGCCGCCGCAGCGGACACCGGAAAGCAGCCUGGCCCUGCCGCGGAGCCUGCACGCGACGGCGGCCCGCGCUCUCCCGCUUAUUCCCAUCGUGGUGGAGCAGACGGGCCGCGGUGAGCGCGCCUAUGACAUCUACUCGCGGCUGCUGCGGGAGCGCAUCGUGUGCGUCAUGGGCCCGAUCGAUGACAGCGUCGCCAGCCUUGUUAUCGCGCAGCUGCUGUUCCUGCAGUCGGAGAGCAACAAGAAGCCCAUCCACAUGUACAUCAACAGCCCUGGUGGCGUGGUGACUGCAGGCCUGGCCAUCUACGACACGAUGCAGUACAUCCUGAACCCCAUCUGCACGUGGUGCGUGGGCCAGGCCGCCAGCAUGGGCUCCCUGCUGCUGGCUGCGGGCAGCCCGGGCAUGCGCCACUCACUGCCCAACUCCCGCAUCAUGAUCCACCAGCCGUCCGGGGGCGCCCGGGGGCAAGCCACAGACAUCGCCAUCCAGGCGGAGGAGAUCAUGAAGCUCAAGAAACAGCUGUACAACAUCUAUGCCAAACACACCAAACAGAGCCUGCAGGUGAUCGAGUCGGCCAUGGAGAGGGACCGCUACAUGAGCCCCAUGGAGGCCCAGGAGUUUGGCAUUUUGGACAAGGUCCUGGUCCACCCUCCCCAGGACGGUGAGGAUGAGCCCGAGCUGGUGCAGAAGGAGCCCGUGGUGGCAGCGACGGUGGCAGAGCCUGUUCCAGCAAGCUCCUGAGAGCUGAGCCUCAUCUCCAGGGUCACAGCAAGGGGCCGGGUGCAGCCAGACCCCUCCGUGAGCCCUGCUGACCCCUCGCUGCUGAGCCUGGAGAGGCCCCUUGAGGAACUUUGGAUCCGAGGGAUCCCCAGUGGACGGGGCAGCCUGGCUGAAACACUGAUUUUAAAUUAAACCUUUGUGUUCUUUGC